This is a messenger RNA of Tripterygium wilfordii, 2090 nucleotides long. Its product is annotated as sodium-dependent phosphate transport protein 1, chloroplastic. The record is from RefSeq and is a predicted model, not a curated record. The coding region runs from base 74 to 1654 and encodes 526 amino acids. Gene Ontology annotation, biological process: transmembrane transport. NCBI's taxonomy places the organism in Eukaryota, Viridiplantae, Streptophyta, Magnoliopsida, Celastrales, Celastraceae. The transcript is spliced from 11 exons. Gene Ontology annotation, molecular function: transmembrane transporter activity.
UAAAAAAUCUUUUUCAGAGGCUCUAGAAACUGUUUCUCUUGGUGAUGAGCUGAGAGGUUCGCUUUCUCCCGCCAUGAACACCAAAUCGCUUCUGGACUCUUUCUAUCCCCAUCUUUGGUCGAACCUGCCACCCGACAUUUCUUCCCGAAACAGAACCUUAUCUACCGAGUCAUACCUGAAGUACCCGUUUCUGUUCCGGGUCCGGGUUCACUCUCAGGAACGUUGUUUCACUUUUCGGGUUUCGGGUCGGACAAGGAGCGGAAGAGUAUGGGCGGAUGUGAAAUCAGAGCGUUAUGAGAUAUCGGAGACGGUCCCAGAAUCGGUGAAGUCAAAGGACUCGUUUGAAAACGAAGGCGUUUCGGUGAGGGAUGAAAGUGAGUUGGAGAGUUCGGUUCCGUGGUGGGAAGAGUUUCCGAAGAGAUGGGUCAUCGUGAUUUUGUGUUUUUCAGCUUUCCUUCUCUGCAAUAUGGAUAGAGUAAACAUGAGCAUUGCUAUACUACCCAUGUCUGCAGAGUUUAACUGGAAUCCAGCAACUGUUGGUUUGAUACAAUCUUCUUUCUUCUGGGGAUACCUCCUUACCCAGAUUGCUGGUGGCAUAUGGGCAGACACAAUGGGAGGGAAGCGGGUCUUAGCAUUUGGGGUGGUUUGGUGGUCCAUUGCUACUAUUCUCACUCCUAUUGCUGCUAAAAUUGGGUUACCUUUCUUACUCGUUGUUCGAGCUUUCAUGGGUGUUGGUGAGGGUGUUGCUAUGCCUGCCAUGAACAAUAUUCUGUCUAAAUGGGUUCCUGUAUCAGAGAGGAGUAGAUCAUUAGCCCUUGUCUAUAGUGGGAUGUACCUUGGUUCGGUCACUGGCUUGGCCUUCUCCCCAUUUCUAAUACAUCAGUAUGGUUGGCCAUCUGUCUUUUUCUCCUUUGGUUCUCUGGGAACAGUUUGGCUUGUUUUGUGGCUAAACAAGGCACACAGUUCUCCUCUUGAGGAUCCUCAACUGCGGCCUGAAGAGAAGAAGCUGAUUCUCGGAAGCAGAGUAUCCAAGGAACCUGUGAAGAUGAUACCAUGGGGAUUAAUAUUGUCUAAGGCACCCGUAUGGGCCCUAAUUGUUUCUCAUUUCUGUCAUAAUUGGGGGACAUUUAUUCUUCUUACUUGGAUGCCAACAUACUAUAAUCAAGUGCUAAAGUUCAAUCUCACAGAGUCUGGCCUCUUAUGUGUAUUGCCUUGGCUUACAAUGGCAAUUUCUGCAAAUGUUGGAGGGUGGAUUGCAGACACACUUGUGAGCAAAGGUUUUUCAGUCACGACAGUUCGCAAGAUCAUGCAAACAAUUGGAUUUCUUGGCCCUGCUUUCUUCCUGACUCAGUUGAGCCACGUCCAUUCCCCUGCAAUGGCUGUUUUGUGCAUGGCGUGCAGUCAGGGUACUGAUGCAUUUUCACAGUCUGGUCUAUAUUCAAAUCAUCAAGAUAUUGCCCCUCGCUAUUCUGGAGUAUUGCUUGGCCUCUCUAACACUGCUGGAGUUCUGGCUGGGGUGUUUGGAACUGCAGCAACUGGUUACAUCUUGCAACAUGGUUCCUGGGAUGAUGUAUUCAAAGUUUCAGUUGGCCUCUACUUGGUCGGAACAGUCGUGUGGAACCUCUUUUCAACUGGUGAGAAAAUAGUGGACUAGGAAUCGGAUUCGGAUCAGUUUAUUCCAAUUAAGUCAAACUCGCCUGAGCUUCGGAUCAAGGGGUUUUAUUAAUUGAACAAAGAGAUACAAUUGAGGAGAGAAGCAAGAAUUUUUCUGUUGGCUCUUCUGCAUGCUCAGAGCUGGAAGUUUAAAUUUGUAAGGACCUCUGCCUCUGGCACAUUAUACCAAACAAUGCAUGAUCUCACUUAUGCAAGAACAUAUUUGUAAGUUAAGGCGGACUGGAGGACAGAACAUGUAAAUGUUGUAUAUUCAAUAAGUAUAGCUUAAUUUUUUUUGUAUUGCGUUUGAAUCUCUUAUUUCAAACUACAGAACAUGUAAAAUGUUGUACAUCCUAUUAAAAUUUCUUUUUUAUGGUAUACCUACUUGAACAGUACAGUAGGGUUAUUCUCCUAAUCCAAUUGUGUUUGGAAAUCAA